AAAUCCGUCUUUCCGACAAUACAUUUGUCCAUAAAAAAGAUUAUUCACUUUUUCUGUUCUCCACAUAAAUUUUGAUCAAGAUGUUUUAAUUUGUUCAAGAGCUCAAACAUACGCUUCCAUUGUUCAAAUACGCCUGCGCGGCGUUAUUUCGCAAAAGUUUUUUAUCAAAUGUCUAAUAAAAAUAUUGCCAAUCUUAAUGGGAAUAAGUUCGACAAUUGAUUGCAAUAAUUAUAUUGCUGUAUGGAAGUGCAGCGUUAUGAUUUUGAAAACAAACGAAAAAUGAGAACAGUGUAUAAAGUAAUACGCAAAUGUCAAAAAGAAACGUAAUUCUGUAAAAACAAAUCAUUUGCACAUGAAUGAAAAUAAACAAAUUGUGUAAAAGUAAUAAGCCAUUUAUACUGGAAAUAUAAAUUAAUUGAAACCACAAUUAUUUAAAACAAAAUGGAAAUUGUGAAUCCCUGUUUUUCAGUGUUGUCCAAUUACGAAGUGAUGGAGUCCUUGAAAACACUUAAGGACACUAAGAAAAAAUAUGGACUACGAAACCUGGCAACAAUAACAUAUGAAACUUUGCAAUACUUGGAAGACUCGCCGUGUAAACAAGAAUCGCGUGAAAGUAUUCAUGCAUUUUUAACAGAAGUAAAAAACUUAAGCUGCAAGUUAACAACAACAGAAUGUUUAAUGAUGGUCAACGAUCCCCCUACGAGUGCUCUACAUAUUCAACUGCUUAUUGAGGACAGUGAAGAACGUUUAUCCGAAGAGCAAGUGAAUGAAAUUCUGCAACUUGUUGCUAAACAUUUUCCUAACACUCCAACCGAAAAUACUUAAUAUAAAAAUAAAUCCAAUUGUUUUAUACAAAGAUGA
Messenger RNA from Bactrocera tryoni, 861 nucleotides. RefSeq names its product DNA-directed RNA polymerase III subunit RPC9 (gene Polr3I). Lineage: Eukaryota; Metazoa; Arthropoda; Insecta; Diptera; Tephritidae. The transcript is spliced from 4 exons. Gene Ontology annotation, cellular component: RNA polymerase III complex. Gene Ontology annotation, molecular function: nucleotide binding. Gene Ontology annotation, biological process: transcription initiation at RNA polymerase III promoter. The record is from RefSeq and is a predicted model, not a curated record. Bases 442 to 825 code for a protein of 127 amino acids.